This is a messenger RNA of Fundulus heteroclitus (mummichog), 1180 nucleotides long. Its product is annotated as calcium homeostasis modulator protein 6-like. The transcript has 2 exons. The record is from RefSeq and is a predicted model, not a curated record. NCBI's taxonomy places the organism in Eukaryota, Metazoa, Chordata, Actinopteri, Cyprinodontiformes, Fundulidae. Gene Ontology annotation, molecular function: monoatomic cation channel activity. The coding region runs from base 37 to 903 and encodes 288 amino acids.
UAAAAUGUUAACCCCACCUGAGAUAUACUACAGACAAUGAGCCAGAGAAAGGUCGGAGCAAACGGCACAGCCUCCUAUGGUCAAAGCCAAUCAGAGUGGAGGUGUGGCCUUUGCCUGGGGGUAAAACUUACCACCCGAUGCAUUAAGCACUCAGAACCAGGCUGUUGUCAACGUGUCGGAGGACCUUCUUCUGUGGUAUUUUGUAGCAUUUGUCUUAAUUCCUCAGUCAGUCCAAUGAAUUCUAAAAAAAAAGAAUGGUUUACCAAGGUGAAAAAUUCUGUGAGCAGCAGUCCUGUGGCAUCAAACGUGGCGUUUGGGUUCAUCCUGGUAGCACUAGAGAAGCUAGUGGAGCUGGAGUUUGAAUGUCCUUGCAUCCCUGCAUGGAAUACAGCCUUUUCAGUAGCAUUGUUCAUCAUCCCUGGUCUCCUGGCCUGCUUGAUGAUGCUGAUUGUCCAGGAAUGCAGGUGCAACGCAACGUGCAGGGAAACAUUUUCCAUCUCCGCCUUAGUUCCCCUCAUCGAGUGGGUGAGUUUGCUGUUCAUGGACGGGCGGUACCUUGCUUGUGCUGCGACAGACUGGAACGGAACUUAUGUCCACAUUGACAAAGCGGAGCCACAGAAGUGGUGUGAGCCAAUCAAAGCGGGAAAUAGCACCACACAAGAAAAAGUGCUUCAGUCCAAGCAGUUAUUUGUGCUUUCUCAGGUAAUCGGAAUGAUCUUCUUCAGUGCUAUCUGUAUCGGUCUGGUCGUGUAUCUCGUCAUAAAAAGCUACACAGAGCAGAAGCAGAAACAGCAGACAGUGGAAGAAAGGGUUGAGCUCACCACUUUCAACUCAGAGCGCAGUCCAGAACGCCAGGAGGAGACCGACCUGGUCCCACAGACUGAAGACGACGAACAAACCUGACAGCAGUUGUUUUUAAAAUAAUUUCAAAACAUUUAAGAAUAUGCUUUUAAAGAAUAAAAAAGGUACAUUUGGACAAACUGUCUUCAAAGAUCACAGAUUUUAUGAUGUAAAAUAGCUUUUUUAUACAUAUUGAGGAAUUAUUAUCAAUAAAUAUCCACUCCUUCCUCACCCUGUCACCCGUUCAGCAACUUCCUCCUCAAUAAAGUUUUGGAAAAUCCUAUGAAAUAUUAACGUUUUCUGUUUUCUUUGAUUGUUUGUCAGUUUUGCUCCAGUCGAG